AUGGCAACAUUGCCCGACCACCUUGUUCUCGAACUUAUGAACGGGCCAAGAGUGCAAAACCUCCUUACCAUACAACAAGAAGCGGAACAAGCAGAAGUUUUAUUCAGCUCCGAACGAGUCGCUAUUACUAAGGUUGAACAGAUCGUGACAAGACGCAUGGACAAGUAUGUUGACGAGUGUCUCGACCAAAAGAUUAAGGGAGCUUUCAAGCCGCUCGUCCGCCAACGUCUUGAAAAGCUUGUCCAGAGUCAAUUGCCCUUGGCCGUUGAACUUUUCUUCAAUGAUGCCGUCGAGGACCUUCGCGACCAGUUCUAUGAGAGCCUUCGCGAAGUAGUCGACGAUGGUCGCACUCAGUUGCACGACGAAAUCAACGAGUGUACAACAGAGAUCAAAGACAUGGUACGGGAUCAAAUCGGCAAAUUUGAGGAUCAGAGCAAUAAGUUCAAUAUAUCUAUUAGGGAGCAACUCGCCUGCCUUGGCUAUUGGUCUGAUAAAUUUGCCAAGUCGAAUGGAAACAAGGAGUAUGCCACGAACAACACGGCAAGGUGUGAGUCUGUGUAA
Molecule: messenger RNA, 561 nt
Organism: Aureobasidium vineae
Lineage: Eukaryota; Fungi; Ascomycota; Dothideomycetes; Dothideales; Saccotheciaceae
Source: the annotation of a GenBank genome assembly